This is a messenger RNA of Puntigrus tetrazona (Sumatra barb), 1120 nucleotides long. It is a transcript of the gene hmx1, whose product is annotated as H6 family homeobox 1. The record is from RefSeq and is a predicted model, not a curated record. Gene Ontology annotation, molecular function: RNA polymerase II transcription regulatory region sequence-specific DNA binding; DNA-binding transcription factor activity, RNA polymerase II-specific. Bases 59 to 922 code for a protein of 287 amino acids. Lineage: Eukaryota; Metazoa; Chordata; Actinopteri; Cypriniformes; Cyprinidae. Gene Ontology annotation, biological process: negative regulation of DNA-templated transcription; regulation of transcription by RNA polymerase II. The transcript is spliced from 2 exons. Gene Ontology annotation, cellular component: nucleus.
UUUCGUUUAGAAAGUAGGCUAUUCGCGAAUCGCUGAGACGGGUAUAUUUGUACGAGAAAUGCACGACAAAAGCCAACAACGGCACACUUCCAGCGCAUCCAGGGGCUCGUCGUUUUUUAUCGAGAAUCUACUUGGCUCUUGUAGGACAGAAAAGCCCGCCCGUCCUUCGAAGGAUAACCAUGGCACGGAGCGGGAGACGGCUCUUAAAGGCGGCACUGAAGCGCAUCUCAAGGAAAUGUGCAGUCAGGCGUCCAGCGCAGGCUUCAAGACAGGCAUUUGUCGGAGCACACGGUCGCCUCUGGAUUGGUAUGAACGGGAUGCCUCAGAGAGUCCCAAAGAAGAAACCCGCCAUUCCAGUGAGCACUGCGGCAGCGACAGGACCAGCCCCGUGACCCCCGAGCCUCCCGGCGGAGCGGCGGACCGAAAAGCGAGCGAGCGCGCGGGUGGCGAGGGGGAGGACGCUCCGCAGCUUUUCGACGAGCGCUCGGGACCCGACGCCUCGGAGCAGGGCACGGCCCGGAAGAAAAAGACCCGAACUGUGUUCAGCAGAAGCCAGGUGUUCCAGCUUGAAUCCACUUUCGACAUGAAGAGAUACCUCAGCAGCUCCGAGCGCGCCGGGCUCGCGGCCUCCCUGCACCUGACCGAGACUCAGGUGAAAAUCUGGUUCCAGAACCGCAGAAACAAAUGGAAAAGACAGCUGGCCGCGGAUUUGGAGGCUGUUAAUUUUAACCACAGCUCCCAGCGGAUUGUGCGGGUGCCCAUCUUGUACCACGACAAAGCGACGCCCGUGUCGACCCUCAGUUUUAACGUGUCUCAAGUCUCGCCACCGAUCAUGGGCUUCUCCAAUUCAGUGAACUAUCCUUUAUCGUCUUUCGCUCAUUCGAUGAAUUUAAUGACAUCGCAAAUGACAGGCCUUGUCUGAUCAUCUUUAGCUAUACCGACAAGCGGUCCAAGGACGGUUAAACCGAACGAGGUGCAAUAACUGAUGUAGCCUAUACACAUCCUGCUGGAAACUGCAGUACCGAUGUCUCCUUCUUCCAAAGAAAAGAAAACACCUAUUACAAGAUCACAAGAUAAACGACAAGCUCGUGAUGUCACCGUUACCUGUCUAUAAUAGUCU